UUCCUGACCCCCAAACAGAUGUGGGCUUUCUAGGUAGACAACUCUUUUAAGUGGAGAUCACUGUGCAGAAAUGACUCUCUGGAAGAAGAAAGCAUUAGCUGAAGCACUAAGCUGCCACCACCGGUGACUGUAAGUGAAACAUAAGUCACUCCACACAACUUCAUACACAUACAGAGCUGGGGGUGAGGUUGCUUCCCACUCGCCUUCUGACAUCAGACCCUUUCGAUGUAGCUCACAGGACGACCAGCAACAAAAUCCUUGGCGAGAAAAUGAAUCUCUUUCUCCCAUCGCCUGCAGCCUUUCACAUCACGCCCCCAGAGAAAUCUUUCUUCAUCCGACAAACAGUGAAGAUUUUUUUCCAGGUCACAUGAUCCAGGAUGGAGGGGGAAAAUCCUACUUGGAACAGAGAUGGCCUGUGAGUCUCAACAGAUCAAGGACGAUAAGGUGUGAGGUGGAGGUGGGGGGAUUAUAUAAAGAAUGUCCUCUGUACCACGGCAAACAUCCCUCCACCAACUGAAUGCUUCUCUUGAGGCAGCCAUGAAUGUGUCUGAAGGCACAGUCACAAGCCAGCUCAGGGCCACUAGCCGGACUUAUUUUUAUUUCACCACAGCCACCCUGGUUCUGUGUCUCAUCUUUACUCUGGCGACUAUAAUGGUCUUAGUAGUUCAGAAGAAGGAACCCAUCCCUCAGCCAUCUGAGAGUUUUCGCCGUGUAGGAGGAAAUUGCUCAUUGGACUUCUUAAGUAUAUUGAAGAAGCCUCUUGGGACUGAGUCAUCAGCAUAUCUACAAGUUUCAAGCCCAAUAAAAAGUUCCAAAUUGACCUGGAACAAAGAUGGAAUCCUCAAUGGCAUUAGAUAUCAUGAUGGAAAUCUGAUCAUCCAAUCUCCAGGCUGGUAUAUCAUCUAUUGCCAGUUGCAAUUUUCUGUGCCAAGUUGUCCAAACAAUACAAUUGACUUGAAGUUGGAACUUCUCAUCAAUAACCAAACAAAGAAGCAAACUCUGGUUACUGUUUGUGAAUCAAAAACAAGAACAAAGAAAAUCUAUACCAACCUCUCCCAGUUCUUUUUGGAAGAUCUAGAUGUCAACAAUACCGUGUCUAUCAAAGUUGAAGAAUUCCAAUAUGUGGAUACAAAUACCUUCCCUCUUGAAAGCGUAUUGGCAGCCUUCAAGUACAGCAAUCUAACUGAACGAUUGUAACCUCCUUUGGUCCUUGGAGAGGAACCGGUUCAUCCACCAAUACCACAUACAGUCUAUAGCUUUUCAUAAACUAAAAAGGGAGAAAAAGAAGUCUUUUCACUGGAGACCUUUAUCAUUAGAUUAAAACCUUAAACAGUACAAAACAUAUGCCCAAUCCACUUUCAUUCAUCACUCAUUCUGUGAUGAUAUGAGAGGCUGUGGGUGGAACUUUUUUUCAGGAGGGAGACAAAAGAAAUUUCAGUCAUACAGCAGCCCACUCUCCAAGCAUCGACACUUAAAAUUCCAAAUCAGUGAAAGAUCAAUCAAUCGUGAAAGAUCAAUCAAUCAAGAAAGAUUGGGCUACCUGUCCCUACAGUCUGACUUAGUAAUAAUGCCCAGAAUAUUAUAGUAAAUGGCUGGACUGGGCAGGGAAUCACAAGGUUUGAAACAAACAUCAGGGAAAAUUCCCUAUAGUAGAGUACUCCAAUGUCAAGAUAGGUCCAUGGAAGAAAUGUAUUUAAAAACAAGAGAUGAUUCAAAGGAAGACUAAUUAGAUGGGAUGCUUAGCAAACUAUUAACUAAGGCCUGUAUUUAUUCCAAUUAAGAACAACCAUAUCAAGCACAUGCAAUCAUUAGCCUCCUGCUGCCUCAAAACAUGAAAUACCAUACUAUCAAUGAACAUUAGCUGGUAACAAUGACUAUAGUUCAUGGCAAUCAUAGAAGCGGCAAAUGACUGCUGUUUCAGAUGCUUGGAGUGUUUUCUCUUGCAAACAGAAGAGAAAUAGCUGUAUAUGUCUUGGACCUUCACUUCUCUUAGUGUUUGUGCUGAUCCUAAUUCCUGCAUGUGCUUUUCAGGAAAAUAAUUAGAUUCAGAUGUAGGCAAAUAUGUUGAAAAGGACAGAGUUGAAAUCUUAAUACUUGAAAAGCCUUGGAUGGAACUUGGGCAAGUUCCAUCAUUGUGAUCCUGAAGAUAAUAGAAGGAAAUCCUAAGUGACUACAAUAAACUUCAAUAGAUAGGUUGGAGCAAGAAAGGCUGCAAUAAAUACAAGGCUCAUAAACUUUCUUUCUGUACCCACCCAGACAUCUGGGCAAAAGCGUAUGUUUAGAUAGAUAAACCAAAGGGGAAGUGGCUUCAUGCAGUAGAGAUAUAUUCCUGUCUUGUUGUACACAAAUUAAAGUUUGAUAAAUCAAAAUCUUUCUUCCAUUGAUUUUCAUCAGAACUUCAGAGAUUUUUGUGACUUUCUUUGGGCUUUUAGUUUCAGUGUUCAAACUUUUGAUCAUUCUGUCUCCCUCACCCCAAUUCAAUUUCUCCAUUAAGCAACAAUCUGUAAACAUUUAAAUGCAUCCAGGAAAAUCCUUAUUUCAUAAUCACUAUCCUUACUUACCUCAUUCUAUAGUUAUUAAGCAUCUUCAUAUUCAUCUCAUUUGACCCUUACAAUAGAAUAGAAAGCCAAGGCCAAGAGAAAUAAAAUUUGUCUAAAGUCAUAUGGUACUAAGUGUUAAAAAGUCAGGAGGAAAACUUGAGUCAUGAUUCAAACUCCAGGAAUGGGCAAGAAUUCUGUGACACAUAUAAAUCAUCUUUACUAAAAGAACUGAUGGAGGUAGAAGGAAGCCAAGAUGAGAGAGAGAAGCCAGAAAGUUUUCUAAGCUUUCUCCAGUUUACCUCAGGAACAAUAUUAAAUCAAGCCUCUAAAAGAAUUCUAAAGCAAAUGGAUUCACUAAAAGAUAAAGUGAAUUUUCCAGUUGAAGAUAACUUAAAAGGACUUCAGAAAAGGUAUAUCUCACUUAGGUAAAAAUGGGAGAGUAGCCCAGCAAAAACAAUGUCCAGGCAAACCAGCAAGAGAUUGGUAGCCACGGUACACAUCAGUAACUGAUGCCCCAAGGUCCAGGCUCAGCAGGAAAUUGGCACAGCAGAACAGUUGUGAGGUCCAGCCCUGGCACAGCAGACAAACUGCCAGCUCUGGAUCCAGGGCACAAUGAGCAUGACUAGGCUAGUGCAGUGGGUAAGUCAUCAGCCCCAGAGAUCUUGGUGCAGAAAACCAGCGACCUGACUACUGACCCUUAGUACAACAAGUUUGGGCCAGUGUCCCCUGUAGCCCAGAAGCAAAGAUCAACUUUUUUAAAUGAGCAAAAAACAAAAGAGUCCUGACAAGAGAAAGCUACAAUGGUGAAAGAGAAGACCCAAAUACAAACUUAUAAGAUGACAACAAUGUCAAAAUGCCUACAUGCAAAGCCCAAAAGAGGAACAUGAAUUGGUCUAGAGCCCCAAAAAUCCUCUUGGAAGAAUUCAAAAGAGAUUUUACAGAUCAAGAAAGAGAGGUAGAAGAAAAAUUGGGGAAACAAAUGAGUUAUGCAAGAGAAUUAUGAAAAAGGAGUUAAUAGCAUAGAAAAGUAAACUCAAAAAUUGAAGAAAAUAAUUCCUUAAAAACAGAAUUGGUCAAAUGGAAAAGGAGGAAUCUAAAAAAUUAUUACUUAAAAAUUAGGUUUGGGCAAGUGGAAUCUAAUGACAAUAUGAGACAUCAAGACAUUGAUAGAACAAAAUUUAUAAAGUUUAAAAAAUGGAAGAAAAUGAGAAAUUUCUCAUUUGAGAAAUAAUUAAAUGGAAAAAAAUCCAGGAGAGAUAAAUUUAAAUUAUUGUACAACCUAAUAGCCAUAAUUUUAAAAAAGAGCCUGGAAAGCAUAUGUCAAGAAAUUAGUAAAAGAAACUGAUAUCCUAGAUCCCAAGAAUAAAAUUGUCAUUGAAAAAAAUCCACCAAUCAUCCCAAAAGAUAACUCCAAGGAAUAGUACAGCCAAAUUCCAGAAGUAUCAGGCCAAAAAGAAAAUAUUGCAAGCAACAAAAAAGAAACAAUUAAAAUAUCAAGAAGCCACAGUCAGAAUUACACAGGAUUUAGCAGCUUUUACAUUAAGAGAUCUGUGGGUUUAAAAUAUGAUGUUCCAGAAGACAAAAGAGCAUGGACUACAACCAAGAAUCAAUUACCCAGAAAAAUUGAACAUAAUUUUUUAAAGGAAAAGAUAGACAUUCAAUAAAACAAGGGAAUUUCAAACUUUCCUAAGAGGAUAUGGAUAUGUUGACUUUGAUGUGAUGAUAUUUUAAAAAAUUAAUUAAGGGGUAAACAAAAGGAUUGCACUGGGAAGAAAGGAAAUGGAAUCACAUAAAGAUACAUAAGACCUAUUAUGGUAUAGGAAAAGAAAAGAUAGGGUUAGUAUCAUUUGAAUCUUAGUUUCACCAUAUUUGACUGAAAGAAGAAAAAACUGAUAUACUGAGCUGUGUAAAGAAAUCUAUCUUACCACAUAGGGACAUUGGAAGGAAUGAGGAGGAAUAGGAUGAAAGCAGAGAAAAAGAAAAGGAAGCAGGGAGUAGGAUGGAGGGAAAUACAUAGCUAAUAACCAUAGCUGUGAAUAUGAAUGGGAUUAACUCUCCCAGAAAAUUAAAGCAGAGAGCAAAGUGGAUCAAAAACCAGAAUAUUAUAAUGUGUUUACAAGAAACACAUUUGAAACAGAGAGAUACACAUAGAGUAGAGGUAAAAAACUGUCAGAAUAUAUUCUGCUUCAGCUGAAGUUUAAAAAAAAAAAAAAAGCAGGAGUAAGCCCGAUCUCAAGGAAAUCAAAAGCAAAAAUAAAUCUAAUUAAAAUAGAUAAGGAAUAGAACUACAUCUUGCUAAAAGGUACCAUAGACAAUGAAGUAAUAUCAGUACUAAAUACAUAUUCUCCAAGUGAUAUAACAUCCAAAUUCUUAAAGGAGAAGUUAAAUAAAUUACAGGAAGAAAUAGACAGCAAAACUAUGCUUUUGUAGGGAACAAUGACCGACCUCUUUCAGAGCUUGAUAAAUCCAACCAAAAUAUAAACAAGAAAGAAACUAAGCAGAUAAAUAUAACAUUAGAAAACUUAAAUAUGAUAAACCUCUAAAGAACUUUCUAAAGAAAAUUUCUAAAGAAAACUGAAUGAAGGUAGAAAUUAAUAUACCUUUUCUCUCAGUGGCACAUGGGACCUACAGACAAAAAAAAAAAUUGACCUUGUGUUAGGGCAUUAAAAACUUCAAGUUCAAAUGCGGAAAGGCAGAAGUUUUAAAUGCAUUCUUUUCGGAUCAUGAUGCAAUAAAAAUUAUAGGUAAUAAGUGGUCCAUUAGAAAAAAGUUUAAAAAUUAAUUUGAAUUUAAUCUAAUAUUAAAGAAUAAGUGAGUCAGCAACAAAUCAUGGAAAUAAUAAUUUUGUCAAAGAGAACAACAAUAAUGAGAUGACAUAUGAAAAUUCAUAGAACACAGCCAAAGCACUACUUAGUGGAAAUUUUAUAUCUCUAAAUGACAAAAUGAAUAAAAUUAGAGAAAUAUCAAAUCAAUGAACUGGGCAUGCAGUUGAAAAAGCUAGAAAAAGAAAAUUAAAAAUCCCCAACUAAACAGCAAAUUAGAAAUUCUGAAAACCAAAGGAGAUAUUAAAAAAAAAAAACUGAAAGCAAGAAAACUAAUAAAUAAAACUAAAAGCUGUUUUUAUGAAAAAUAACAAAAUGUUUUAGCUUUAGCAAUAAGAGAAAAAAGAAAUAAGGAACAAAAAUAGGUGAUGAAGAGAAAAAGCUAUCGUUCCUUGCAGAUGCCAUAAUAAUAUGUUUAGAGAAUCCUUGAGAAUCAACUAAGAAACUUCUUAAAAUAAUUAGCAAUUAACUGUUGACAAAAACUUCUGGGAAAAUAGGAAAAUAGUAUGACAGAAACUAGGCAUGGACCAACAUCUCACAACAUAUAGCAACAUAAGGUCAAAAUGGGUACAUGAUUUAGAUAUAAAGGGUGACAUUCUUAGCAAAUUGGGAGAGCAAGAAAUUAUUUUUCUGUCAGGUCUAUGAAGAAGUGCAGAACUGAUGACCAAGUGAGAAAGAGAUAGGGAUACUUUUGAUAACAUUAAAUUAAAAAGAUUUUGUACAAAUAAAACCAAUAAAACCAAUGCAACCAAGAUUAGAAGGAAAUCAGAAAGAUGGGAACAUUUUUUAGAGCCAGUGUUUCUGAUAAAGGCCUCAUUUCUCAACCAUAUAGAGAACCAAGAUCAAUUUAUAAGAAUACAUGUCAUUCUCCAAUCGGCAAAUGGAUAUGAACAGGCACUUUACAGAUGAAAAAAUUAAAGAUGUCGAUAGUCAUGAAAAUAAAUGCUCUGAGUCACUAUUGAUUAGAGAAACAUAAAUUAAAUAGCUCUGAGGUAUUAUCUCAUACCAUAUUGGUUAAUAUGACAGAAAAGGAAAAUAAUAAAUGUUGAAGAAAGUGUGAGAAAAUCAGAACACUAAUGCAUUAUUGGUGGAGUUGUAAACUAAUCCAACCAUUCUGGAAAGCAGUUUGGAAAUAUACUCAUAUAUAUAUAUAAAUAUAUAAGGCUAUAAAAAGGCUAUAAAAGGGCUAUAAAACUUGGGUCUAGCAGUACCACUACUAUUACUAAUAGCAGUACUAUUACCCCAAAGAGAUUAUAGAAAAGGGGAAAGGACCUACAUGUACAAAAACAUUUAUAGAAGGUGGUGGCAAAGAAUUGGAAAUUGAGGGCUCUCCAUGGUUGUGGAAAUGGUUGUGAUAAAUGAAUGUAAUGAGAUGCUCAUGUUAUAAGAAAUGAUGAGUAACUGCAUUUCAGAAAAACCUAGAAAGACUUGCACAAACUGAUGCUAAGUGAAGUGAACAGAAUGAGGAGAACACUAUAUACACAGUUACAGUAGCACUGUGCUAUGAUCAACUAUGAUUGAAUUAGCUCUUCUAAGCAAUACAAUGAUCCAAGACAAUUCUGAAAGAUUCAUAACAGUAAAAAAAAUUGCUAUCCACAUUCAGAGAUAAAACUGUGGAGUCUGAUGUAGAUUAAAAUAUACUAUUUGGUUUUUUGUGGCUUCUUUCAAAAUGUGACUAAUGUUAAAAUAUAUUUCUAUGACUGCACAUGUAUCAGAUUGCUUGCCAUCUUGGAGAGUAAAAGAAACAGGAAAAGAGAAAAAAAUCUAGAACCCAGAAUCCUAUAAAAAUGAAUACUAAAAACUAUCUUUACAUGUAAUUGGAAAAAAUAAAAUACUAUUAAAAUAAAAUUAGUGAAUUCUCA
Antechinus flavipes (yellow-footed antechinus) is the source of this 7224-nucleotide messenger RNA. RefSeq names its product TNF superfamily member 8 (gene TNFSF8). The record is from RefSeq and is a predicted model, not a curated record. Gene Ontology annotation, cellular component: membrane. Gene Ontology annotation, biological process: immune response; CD8-positive, alpha-beta T cell differentiation. The transcript is spliced from 4 exons. NCBI's taxonomy places the organism in Eukaryota, Metazoa, Chordata, Mammalia, Dasyuromorphia, Dasyuridae. Bases 478 to 1197 code for a protein of 239 amino acids. Gene Ontology annotation, molecular function: tumor necrosis factor receptor binding.